GUUUAAUGCCCCAAAUUUUCUGGGCUUGCAUGACUUGCUAGGUUAAAAGGUAGUUAAGCCUGUUUACGAUUCAGUAUAUCAUGCAAAAUCAACCCAUGUUUUUAAAAACUUAGAGUUACACGGCACAUUGUGCCCUUUAUUGGGCCAAAGUGGUGAGGGACUGGGUGGUUCAGCCCCCAUGCUGUGCAAAUUCAGGCAGUCGUGUGCAUGUAGUUAGCCAUAUAGCUGAGGGCAAUGUAUGGACUCUAUUUAGUGUUCAUUUAUAGUAAUCUGAUAAAUGACCUUAAAGGUCAUUGUGAAAGUAAACAGCAAAGAAGAUAUUCACAUAUGUGCUGGUGCUCCAGAUGAAUUAGAAUCAGGAAUUGGCUAAAGGGAAUUGGAAGCUGACAAGCUAUAUCUGUCUCCCUGAAGGGUGGGACUUGAAUGUUUUCUGCUCCUUUUUGCAAACAUGUCCUGAGUACAAGCUCAUUUUGAACACUUGGUUAGGUAGGAGAAUGCCAUUAAGGCGCAAUCCUCUGUUACUGUCUCUUUAAGACGGGGUGGGCGGAGGGAAGGAAGGCCUCGCGCGCCAGUUUCGACCCGUCGUGGACAGAGCUAACUUGUCAGACACGAGAGCGGUGAUAGAGUUUGGAAAGGAAGCUAGAGUGGCGCUCAACUCAACUUCCUGUCAGAAGGGAACGGUGCCGUUGGUUGGCCCUAAGUCUCCAGGAAGCAAGUAGAGAGAUAAAAUCCUAGAGCGCCACCCGUUUUCUUCCGGAGGCGCGUUUGCGGGUUCAGGUCAGCGUCGUUAAGGAGGGCUAACAACCCAAAGAAAUGGAUCCUAAGUUGCAUGAUGUUCGUUAUACAGUUAAAGAAGCAGUUGGCACCUUAUAUUCUUCCAGAGAUAGUACCCUAAUCCAGAAGACUUUGUGGACAAUCAGGAGGUACCUGGAUCAAUCUGAAAAUCCACCCUCCAUGAAAGAGAAGGAAGCAUUUACUCGCAAUUAUUUUACUACCUUUGUUCAGUGUCUGCUCAGCAACUUGAGUCCUGAUUGGCCAGAGCAAUUUCCAUCAGAGGAAGCCAAAGAACUGUGGGCUAGCUUUUUCAUUGAUGGACCAGCAGAUCAAUCUUUUAUGGUUCUAUUAGACACUAUAAUUUCUACAGAGCCAAGUUUUCGUCUGAAUAAAACAGUUGACACCCUGGAGCAAUUCUUGCAGAAGUCCGGACUCUCUGCUCUAAUAUGGGAAACCUGCAAGCAACACACAGAAACCGGUUCUCUAGUUCUGCAGGAAGCGAUCCUCAGCAAAGUUGUAUGUUUACCUGAUCACUUAGCGAACAAACUCCAGGGAGACAACCGACCAGUCUUCUUCCCUCAAAAUUAUUUUCCGUUGCUUGGCACGGAAAUUGUCCAGGUGAUGGAGAGGAUUUCUGGUUCGCUACGAGGUGGCUUGGAUUGUUCCAUCUCCUUUGUAUCUCAGGUGUUAGGAAAGGUCUGCGUGCAGGGAAGACAAAAAGAACUCUUGAACGUGUUGGUGCCUCACCUAGCCAGUCGUACUCAGUCUGAUUGCAUCUGGCAGAGAAUCUGUUGGCGACUGUUUGAGAGUGUGCCAGAUCGCUGGAUGGAAGCAGUGGUCUGUGGCUUGGUCCAGGCAACCUCAGGGCCUGCUGUGUUGUCGCGAUUGCUGGGGAAUUUGGUGGUCAAAAACAAGAAGGCCCAGUUUGUGAUCACACAAAAAUUGUUGCUACUUCAGUACAGCUUUCCGACCGAGGUGCUGCAGACUCUCCUUGGAUACCUUGCUCUGGACAUCACACGGCGUUCCUUACUGACCAAAAUUCUGAGAGAGCUGCUGGAGACCUGGAGUAGCAGCAGUGCCGUGAAACACUCCCCAGCCGAGCAGCAGCUGUACAUUAGCAAGGCCAUCCUCCUCUGCCUCUCUCACCUGAAAGAAGAAGAAAUCUCAACCAACCGGCAAGAGCUACUUACCAGCCUGAUGGAAGGGAUGAAAUGCCACCUGGACAGUAAUUUGCCCCGGAUCCGUCGGAUGGGGAUGGUAGUAGCAGAAUGUGUCAGCACCAGGAUAACGCCAGAAGGGCCUGCCUUGGAGUUUCAGUAUGAAGAAGAUGAUGAGAUUAAAGAACUGAAAUCCUUGCUAACUCAAAGACUGGAAGAGACUUCAGAUGCUGAGCCCCCAAACACUGGGGACAGCAGACCCAGCAUUGCUGCUCUGCAUUCCAGUGUGACGCCAGACUUGGAUACUUCUGAAGAACCGGAACAGGGAGUUGACUCUGAGCUCGAUAGUGAUGACGACCUCGUUCCAUAUGACAUGUCACAGGAUAAAGAGCUGAAGAAAAUCAGAGCUCCCACCUACAUCAGGGAUUGUAUUGCAAUUCUGACGGGGCCUGAAGAUGCAGACAAAUAUGAAGCCGCGGUGGGCGUCCUGGAAGCCUUGAUCCGAAGAGACACAGCCACCGCUCAAGAGUUGAGUGUGGAAUUGGCAAAAGUCUUGCUCCACCUGGAAGAGAAGAGCUACAUUGAAGGGUUCGUGGGGCUUCGGCAAGGUGCCUUGGUGGCUGUUACUGUCACAGACCCCAUCCGAGUGGCUCAGUAUCUAACCUCUGAAUUCUACUCCCUGAAUUACAGUCUGCGUCAGCGUAUGGACAUCCUGGAUGUGCUGGCUGUGUCUGCCCAGGAGCUGUCCCGGCCAGCUUCACCUCACUCCAAACAGAGUCCCAGGCGGCCCAGGAUCCAAGUCCUCCCCUGCAACUCUUCUUCUCCAGACUGGCAGAAAGUGGUGGAUGAGAGGAUCAGAAGCAAGACCCGGAGGUUUGCAAAGGGCCAGUCUCAAGCAGAACCAUUGUGUACCCCUAACCAGUUUGCUCCAGUGGCUGGCUAUUUCUUCUUCCCACUUCUUCGGAACUUUGACAGGCCUUUAACUACCUUUGACCUUUUGGGGGACGAUCACCUGGUCUUGGGCCGGCUGGCACACACCUUGGCAAUUCUCAUGUACUUUGCUGUCAACGCUGUGGUAGCAACUGCAAUGGGAAAGGCGUUGCUAGAGUUCGUUUGGGCCCUGCGUUUCCACACUGACACAUACGUGCGGCAUGGUCUUCUGUCUUCAGUCUCCUCCAUACUCCUCAGCGUACCUGCUGAGCACCUUCUAGAGGACAUGACAGAGGAACUUCUAGAGACUCAAGCCUGGCUGGCAGAUGUUACAGAGAAGGACCCAGAUGGUGACUGCAGAAAUUUAGCCCUGCAGAAUCUACUACUGAUGGAAAACUUGAAAAAAAAAGCUUGAAACAGCUCCUCUACAGUGUAGGACAGUUGGAUCAUAAAGAUGCUCUCCAAACAGCUGGUGGCUGCAAAUGACCCAGGCCCUGUAGGAGGAAAGGUCAAAGGGCACUAAGCUGGAGGCCAGAGACAUCUGGACUUAGUAUGGAACCUACAACCCGCAGGCGCUGUUGCUGAUGCACAUGUAUUCUGUCCUAGUUAUUUAUGGGCCUAGCCAACUUACCAAAAGUCAGAAGCAAAGUUUUGUAACUGCUGGGUAUUUUUCAGGGGAAACAACCACAUUUGCUCAUUGCGCCUGAAUCCUGUUCAUUAUGAAUGGGUUACAGUGAUCUGCUUCCAGGUGUCCUUUUAAGAGUAGGAAUUGAUGAUGCCCAUCCUAGAAGUUGAAGAAGGGGAGCGGUGCAUGUAUUUCCCAAGCCAAAUGACGGAGAAAGGUUUAAAGGCUGUGCUAAGCUGUAACAGGCUAUAUUUUUGUAAGGGGUCCAUUCUGUACAAGUGGUUCAGUGGCAGAAGAAAGUGAAUCCUGUUGACAAAUUCAACCAGCUUAACAGGAGAACUUUGUUUAGACUGCCUGUAAUUACGCUUGCGCCUGCUGUCAUGAUUACUAUUCUGCCAUUCCCAACCUCUUGUCCUUCAUAUUUUAUGCCAUACAAAAUGAUGCAAGACAGUUGUGUGUCUAAAAUAUUUAAUACAAAUCCUAAGAUCUCGCUGACGCCAUCUCUGAAUAUUUUAGGAGAAAUGUAAAACCUGUGUCUUUGGACCCUUUAGGAAACGCCAAGCAAAUCCUAGAUUUCAACUCCUGACUGCCCCCAGCUUACUUGUCCCUAACGAAGCAAGGCCGAGUCCACUGGCUUUCCCCUAACAGUGCAGGAAAAAGAGUGCUGUGCCCAGAGCCCCUG
Messenger RNA from Python bivittatus (Burmese python), 4168 nucleotides. It is a transcript of the gene TELO2, whose product is annotated as telomere maintenance 2. Gene Ontology annotation, cellular component: cytosol. Gene Ontology annotation, biological process: 'de novo' cotranslational protein folding. Gene Ontology annotation, molecular function: telomeric repeat DNA binding; Hsp90 protein binding. Lineage: Eukaryota; Metazoa; Chordata; Lepidosauria; Squamata; Pythonidae. The record is from RefSeq and is a predicted model, not a curated record.